UCAAUUCCUUAUCCAGGAAAUCCAGUUUCACUAUCUAAUGUAUCUUCCUCCACCAAUGACAUUGUUAUUAACAAACGGAUUCACUCAUAUUCAUCAUCAGCUAGACAAAAUAUGAUGCUCCGCAAUGCAAAACUGUUGUCCCCUUCCGCUAAGUUUCAACCGUCCUCUAUAGAGCCACCGCAGAACAGCCGGAGAACCACCGUCGGAACGUCUCCGUCGUCUUUGGAACGAAACUGCAAAUUAUCACGACGGAAUCUAAGUAAAUCCUCGUUACUUCUACUCCUCGGUACUCAAACAGCUCUGACGCCAUUGCUCGACUUCUCCAAAGCUCAAGCAGCAGAUACACCUAUUAAUAAUCCCAAUCCCACAAAUUGCGUAGACAGAGUUCCGACUAAGAAAGCGUUCAUUGAUGUAUCGAUCGAUGGAGAACCAGUGGGAAGGAUCAUAAUCGGAUUAUACGGAGACGAUGUGCCGGCGGGAGCAGCUAGAUUCAGCAGCAUAGUGAGCGGGAAAGCCGGGAUAAGUUACCGGAGAAAAGAGUUCGUGAAGAUCAUGCCAGGCUACGUCCAGCACGGCGGGAUCAGAUCGUACGGCGUUGACGCCGAGCGAGCCACCGCCGCGGUCGGGAGUCUACAGAACUUAAUCGAAGAGUGGGAGAGAGGGAGAAGAGGAGAGAUAUGUAACGAGAAUAGGGCGGGAAGUGUAGGGAUAGUGGUGAGGGAUCCGUCGAAGCCGCCGCCGAAGACGAAGCUUGUGGCGAGGAAUGGGAAGUUUGUGGUGGAGGAAGAGGUUAACGCCGUGGGACCAAACGGAACGGAGUUUGUAAUAACGGCUGUGGAUUCGCCGGAGCUGGAGGACUCGGUGUUGGUCAUUGGCAAGGUUUUGGAAGGAAUGGGAGUUGUGGACAAGAUUAGACAAGUUAAGACUGUUAGGGAUAACACUUCUUCUCCUUAUUUCAGGGUGGCUAAAGUGAUCGGAGAUAAGAGAGCCGUGGUGGCGGAGAGAGGUUUUAAUCGGCCUUAUUCAAAGGUUGUAGUUACCAGUUGUGGUUUGAUAGAGUCACAGUCUCUAUGAUGAGCUCAUGUUCUACGCAGGGUUCUUUUUUUUUUUUUUUUCUUUUUUCUCAACUCAACAAACUGCUCCAAUCGUUCAGCACAUCGGAAAAUUGCAGCCAUGGUUGUUGGCGGAACUAUAUAUGUAGUAUAUAUUAUCAAAUGAGAAAUUAUAAGCGUGAUAAGAAAUUGUUGUCUUUGGCCA
Messenger RNA from Capsella rubella, 1257 nucleotides. Its product is annotated as peptidyl-prolyl cis-trans isomerase CYP26-2, chloroplastic. Bases 112 to 1074 code for a protein of 320 amino acids. Lineage: Eukaryota; Viridiplantae; Streptophyta; Magnoliopsida; Brassicales; Brassicaceae. Gene Ontology annotation, cellular component: chloroplast. Gene Ontology annotation, biological process: protein peptidyl-prolyl isomerization. The transcript is spliced from 3 exons. Gene Ontology annotation, molecular function: peptidyl-prolyl cis-trans isomerase activity. The record is from RefSeq and is a predicted model, not a curated record.